UAUUUCUGUUUUUAUGUUAAAUUUCUGGGUUUGCCUUCUUCUCUCAUCUAAAACACUCUUCAAAUCUGCGAGGGCUAGUAGCUUAAGUAGGUAAGAGAGUUUUUCCUCCGUUUGAAGUUCUGCACUCGAAGUCGUGUGUUUGAAUCUUCUCCUAGUAUUUCUUUGUAUAGAAAUACAAGCUUCCAAAAGGGGAAGCCGGAAGAAAAAUGGUGACCGUCGUCACUAGAGGUGGUGGUGGUGGUGGUGCACAAGGCAAUGUGAUCAAGAGAGGAAGUUGCAUAUGCAGCAAAGAUGAUUUCUUGCCGGAGGAGUCGUUCAAGAGCUGGGGAAACUAUGUUCAUGCGCUGUCCAGCACGAAAACAAGGCUCAAAGACCGGCUUCUUGCGCGGUCCCUGGACCACCAGGAGGUCGAAGAAAUUCGUGCACGUAGUCAGAAUCAGAUGAAGAAAACCCUAAACUGGUGGGAUCUCAUUUGGUUCGGCAUUGGAGCGGUCAUGGGGUCGGGGAUUUUUGUUCUCACAGGUCAGGAAGCAAGAAAUCAUGCUGGCCCUGCUAUAGUAAUCUCUUACUUCAUAUCCGGCGUUUCAGCAAUGCUAUCAGUUUUGUGCUACACUGAGUUUGCAGUGGAACUCCCUGUGGCGGGAGGCUCAUUUUCUUAUCUUAGGGUGGAGCUUGGUGAUUUUGUGGCUUAUAUUGCUGCCGGAAACCUCCUCUUUGAGUAUAUAAUUUCAGGAGCUAGUGUGGCAAGGUCAUGGACCUCGUACUUUGCUACAUUGUGCAACCACAGCCCCAACGAUUUUCGCAUCACCGCAUCAUCCCUUGCCGAUAACUUCAACCAUUUAGACCCAAUCGCGGUUUUUAUCUCCAUUUUGGUUUGUUUUGGUGCUGCCUUGAGCAUGAAGGCUUCGUCUAGAUUCAAUUGGGUUAUGUCUAUCACCCAUCUGGUGGUCUUGAUUUUCAUCCUUGUCGCCGGCAUGACUAAGGCUGACCCUACUAAUUUCACUACAAACUUUGCACCAUUUGGUAUCCACGGAAUCUUGAAAGCUUCAGCUGUUCUCUUCUUUGCGUACGUGGGAUUUGACGGUGUAGCAACGUUGGGGGAGGAGACGAAAAACCCUGGCAGAGAUAUCCCGAUUGGGCUGAUUGGCUCAAUGUUGACUAUCAUAACAACUUAUUGCCUUCUUGCAGCCACAUUGUGCCUGAUGCAGCCAUACAGCCAAAUUGAUCCUGAUGCAUCAUUCACCGUUGCAUUCCAAGCCGCGGGUAUGAAUUGGGCCAAGUACAUUGUUGCACUCGGAGCACUUAAAGGCAUGACAACCGUCCUGCUUGCCAACCUUCUUGCCCAAGCUCGUUAUUUCACUCACAUUGGACGCACCCACAUGGCACCUCCAUUCCUGGCAUCCAUCCAUCCGAAAACUGGCACGCCUGUGAAUGCCACGGUUUUUAUGACGGUUCUAAACUCCCUUGUUGCAUUCUUCACAAGCCUUGAUGUCCUGACAGACCUUCUCUCAAUAUCAACCCUGUUUAUCUUUACACUUGUUGCCCUAGCACUUAUUGUAAGGCGAUACUACGCUUCUGGUGAAACCUCAACUCCCGACAGAAACAAACUCGCUGUGUUCUUGGUACUGAUCGUAGGAUCAUCAGUUGGUUCUUCUAUUUUUUGGGCAGUUAGCAACGGUUGGAUUGCCUACACUGUGACAGUCACAAUUUGGUUUGUUGCCACAUUAGGCCUACAGUUGACUCUCAAACAAGCAAAGAAACCUAAACUUUGGGGGGUGCCAUUAGUCCCUUGGUUGCCAUCAGCCAGCAUUGCCAUCAACAUCUUCAUCUUGGGAUCCAUCGAUGGUGCAUCGUACAUAAGAUUCGGCGUUUGGACGUUGAUUUUGCUCGUGUACUAUUUGUUCGUGGUGCUGCACGCUUCGUACGACGCAGCUAGGGAGCUUGAAAGAAAGGCAGUUGAUGCUAAUAUGGAGGCUGGGACUAGCAGAAUCAUUGAAUUUAACUGAAAAUCUGAGUCUCUUCUUUCUGCAUCUCUGUACAAGUCCUAAAUUCAAUUCACUAUUUUUAUUUUUUUUACC
Molecule: messenger RNA, 2078 nt
Organism: Malus domestica (apple)
Lineage: Eukaryota; Viridiplantae; Streptophyta; Magnoliopsida; Rosales; Rosaceae
Product: cationic amino acid transporter 1-like
Biological process (GO): amino acid transport; transmembrane transport
Cellular component (GO): plasma membrane
Molecular function (GO): L-lysine transmembrane transporter activity; L-glutamate transmembrane transporter activity
Source: RefSeq, a predicted model, not a curated record